UGCAGUCCCACUCUCUCGCUUUGGUCGUUACUCCAACUGCAACAUCUUGAAAUUAUCUAGAAACAACAUAAGCGCUUCCACUCUUAAGAUCUCUGACGUCACCAUGUUGAUUUAAAACUUCCACUCUUUUUUAAUUCACACACACGCGUGCCCGACGUCACUUAACGGGAAACCCCCAGACAAUAUCCCUCGUCGACUCAUAAUCCAGUCACUGGUCGUCUGCUGUUUCCGCGCCAAGGACUCCGAGGGUAUAUUAGGUCAAAUUCUUUCCUGAAAUUCGUCACAACCUUCUUCAUCUCGACACAUUUAAGAUUAAAACUCGAGUCUUCUGGACAUCUGGUUAUACCGAACAGUGCAGGCGAGAUCUCAUCAUAAUUCUGUACAUGACCGAGCGUACCUUUUGGACUUUUAAGCCCCAACCUUUCAAGGCGAAUUUACCAAGACCGACUGGACUGAGGAAAUAUUUUUUUCACCAGCAACAAUCUGCGAUCGAGUAGCCUCAUUUCCAUUUUUUUAAGCAAGUCAUCUUUUGCAAGGCAACAUCUACCCGUCAACAUGAACCACCACCACGCCGUCAACGUUCUCAUCAACAUGCUUCUUGCUGCGACGCUGUUGCUGUUCAGCCUUACCUUGACGCAGGCUUGCGGUUCGAAGCCAAACGUGAUCGAACAGGUCGCGCCGACGUACGACGACAAGAAAAAUGUGGUGGGAGUACGUGUACGACACCCACGAUUCCGUCGUGGUGUAGCCGUGGAGCAGGAAAUCGGAGAGGAGGACGGGCUCACAACACCGUCAUGGAUCUCGAACACCGAAGUCUUCGCCGAACUCGAUUUGGACCUUGACGGUGAGGUGUCUGUCAUUGAAUGGUCGCUAGAGGGCGGUUCAGUCGGUGACUUCUGGGCAUUGUUGACUAGACACGACAAUAAUGCUGAUGAGCUCAUUUCAAAAGAUGAGUUUGCGCAAGUGCAAGUUCGGAUACAUUUGUAAACUUCACUACAAAAGUGACAUUUUUGUUAACAUCUCGAACAUUUUCAUUUUCACAUCUCAGUCUUUGCUUUGCAUCAUGUUAUGGAAACUUAUGCAUGGAAUACCAUCCUCUUACAUUUUAGACGCCCACACUUCGCCUCGUGGCUACCAGUUAACUUUAAGCGAAACCACAAGGAUAUGACAACCCUUGUAAUAAGUUCAUUUGUAUUAAAGACCGUCAAUACUACUGGGUCAGAAGGAAUUAG
This is a messenger RNA of Strongylocentrotus purpuratus (purple sea urchin), 1232 nucleotides long. RefSeq lists its product as uncharacterized. The coding region runs from base 556 to 987 and encodes 143 amino acids. The record is from RefSeq and is a predicted model, not a curated record. The transcript is spliced from 4 exons. NCBI's taxonomy places the organism in Eukaryota, Metazoa, Echinodermata, Echinoidea, Camarodonta, Strongylocentrotidae.